AGGAAACCACACACCGUUAGACAAUCCCUUUGCCAAAUACAACUUGCAGAUCAAUAUCAAUAACCCUACAAAUAUGAAGGGAUUGAACGAAAGAAAAGGAUUUGACUUUGAUUACUGUCAAAGAAAUGCACUUUUGCAGGAGCGUGGAUUCCCUUCUCCCAAGGCAACUUCUACUGGUACCACCAUUGUCGGUGUGAUUGCUAAAGAUUGUAUUGUUUUGGGUGCAGACACUAGAGCAACUGCUGGACCGAUUAUUGCUGAUAAAAACUGCAGAAAGUUGCAUUUAAUUGCUCCUAAUAUAUGGUGCGCUGGUGCUGGUACUGCUGCUGAUACCGAAUUCGUGACUUCGAUGAUUUCUUCUAACGUUGAGUUGCACUCCAUGUAUGUUAAUCGAAAGCCAAGAGUGGCAACUGCCUUGACAAUGUUGAAGCAGCAUCUUUUCCGUUACCAAGGUUAUAUUGGAGCUUACCUCGUCCUCGGUGGUUACGAUUGUAAAGGCCCACAUCUGUUCACCAUCGCAGCUCAUGGUUCCAGUGACAAAUUACCUUAUGUUGCUCUUGGAUCUGGUAGUCUUGCUGCUAUUUCAGUCCUUGAAACCAAAUACAAACCUAACUUAGAACGACAUGAAGCUAUGGAGCUUGUUCGUGAGGCAAUUGAAGCUGGUAUUUUCAAUGAUCUUGGAUCUGGUUCCAAUUGCGAUUUGGUUGUCAUUGAUAAUGAAAAGGCUACCCCCUACCGCGGCUAUUCUAAGCCGAACGAACGUGCUCAAAAGGAACAAAACUACAAAUACGAGCGUGGUACUACAGCCAUUUUACGGGAAGACAUUCACAAGUUCGUCACAGUCGAAACGCUGGACGAAAUGGAAGUCGACAUAUAAAAGUCGAGGUUUCUUUGCGAAAAAAAGAGUAUAGCAGUUUUUAAAUGCCUGCAGCUUGUUUAUACUUCAGCUGAAUUUAUAUUCAGUGCUAUUUUCUUAUUUUUAGUUUAUGACGCUACGCUAGGAUGCAAAGAAUUGACGUUUCACCUUGAAAAUCAUCCGUGCUCGCUAUCUUUCUACCUUUCUAUGUAAUGAGAAUGACUUCUUUCCUUUUUGCUUUCCUUUUAAAAAGCACCAGCUUUCCAAUUCCCACAUGUCCCUCUAGUUUUCAUAGAAAUAUAUUCAUUCUUAAUGAUUAAUAGAACAUCUUACGCAUA
Schizosaccharomyces cryophilus OY26 is the source of this 1194-nucleotide messenger RNA. RefSeq names its product 20S proteasome component beta 2. NCBI's taxonomy places the organism in Eukaryota, Fungi, Ascomycota, Schizosaccharomycetes, Schizosaccharomycetales, Schizosaccharomycetaceae. The record is from RefSeq and is a predicted model, not a curated record. Gene Ontology annotation, cellular component: proteasome core complex. The transcript has 3 exons. Bases 74 to 877 code for a protein of 267 amino acids.